Molecule: messenger RNA, 1211 nt
Organism: Salvelinus sp. IW2-2015
Lineage: Eukaryota; Metazoa; Chordata; Actinopteri; Salmoniformes; Salmonidae
Source: RefSeq, a predicted model, not a curated record
AUCUGAAGAGCCAGUGAGCUCUAUUGACAAAUAUAAGUCCUACUCAGCAAGCUAACUACUUAUCUGGAGCUAAGAAUGCAGAAGGCGGCUGGAGCCUGCGUCAUGUGAAGGGGGACCUGUUCUCCUGUCGUGAAGAUGAGGUCCUGGCCCAUUGUAUCAGCGAGGACUGUCGCAUGGGGGCUGGCAUCGCUGUCAAAUUCAAGAAACAAUUUAGUGGAGUAGAUGAGCUGAAGAAACAGAAGAAGGUGCCAGGGCAAUGUGCUGUACUGAAAAGAAACAAGCGUUUUGUGUACUACCUGAUUACAAAAGAAAAAUACAGCCACAAACCUACCUAUGACAACCUACGGCAGAGCCUCGAGGACAUGAAGUCUCAUUGCUUACAAAAUGGAGUAACUGGAAUAUCAAUGCCUCGCAUCGGCUGUGGCCUUGAUCGACUGAGUUGGGAUAAAGUGGAGGAGAUGCUUGAGCAGGUAUUCCAGCCCACAGAUAUAAGUAUCACUGUGUAUACUCUCCCUGUAAAACCCACAGGGAAACCAAGUUUCCAUUGAUGUUUUCUGUACACCAAAGUAAAUCAUGUUUCAGGGACAUUUGUUAUGGUUAUAUUCUCUAUCAUCUUUUGUCAUAGGCUCCAAGCCUGUGUUUUUCAACUCUUAUGACAAUGGAUUUUGUGUGAAAUCAAACUCGGACCAUAUCGUGCUGAUUGACACAGCGUGUAUAUUUCAUUGCCAAGUUUACUCAGCAUACGGAUAUGCACCUGUGCAAAGUUUGCUGAAAUGUUUACUUUCAAAAGUUAAUAAAUUAAAUCACAAAAUAUAGCACAUUACUUUAAGAAUCAUAUCCUUUACCGUCUAAUCUUUAUUUUACCCCCGUGUUUGAUGGUUCUCUGAAAUUACAAGUGCAUAUUUUCAUGUUAAUUAUGACCCUUUAGUAGAGCUAUUCUCCACCAGAUGGGGGCACCAAUUAUAGUUUUCUCCACAUGGCUUCUGUGGUGUGAUCUAUACAGAUUUGUCAUAUGCUGUAAAUACCCUGUAAUGUGCUCAUGUAAGGCCUAGAACUUCUACCACCAAGAGACAUCUUUAUAUCUGGAACACCAGUGCAAUAACUACAAAGUGGGAAAACUGAAGAAGUGUAAUAUUCUAAACUUGUAUAUUUCUAAAAUAUUGUAGACUGAAUAUUCACAGUUAAAAUGAAGACUUGUUCCCUUUUAAAAA